Messenger RNA from Auxenochlorella protothecoides, 9297 nucleotides. RefSeq lists its product as hypothetical. The record is from RefSeq and is a predicted model, not a curated record. The transcript has 28 exons. Lineage: Eukaryota; Viridiplantae; Chlorophyta; Trebouxiophyceae; Chlorellales; Chlorellaceae. Bases 1 to 9297 code for a protein of 3098 amino acids.
AUGCAAGCCCUGCAGAAGAUUGUGGGUGGCGAUCAGGCUCGUGCGCAGAGCCUGGCCACUCGCACGGAGGAGAAUAUAUAUGAGAACACGGUCACUCGGGCGCAGUGGGGGCACCACAUGUCCUCCAAGAUCAACAGCAUCCUUGCCAAGAACAACCAGGCGCCCUACGCAGGCGUAGUCGAUGCACGGUACCAGGGGUACGGCGGCGCUGCCCCCGCUCCCGGAACCGCAUCGGCGGCGGCUCAGGCCCCGGCCAACCCUGGCGGGUACUACGAUGCGCAGGCGGGCGCCUACCCUCCACAGGCGGCGGCGGCGCCGCCGCAGCAGGCCCAGUAUGCGCAGCAGUACGAUCCGCAGUACCGCGUGCAGGGGUACCCCGCCCAGCAACAGCCGCAGUAUGGCGCCGCGCCGCAGGCCCAGGCAGCGCCCCGCACGCACCAGCACCAGCACCAGCAGCAGCAGCAAGGGGUUCCCCAGGGCGCGCCGGCGCAGCAGGCGGGGCCGGGAGCCUACCCCGGGGCGUACGGCGCCACGAAGCAGCAGUACGCCGGCGUACAGUACGCCCCGCAGGCGCAGUACCCCCAUCUGCCCGUACAGCAGGCGCCGCCGCCGCAGCAGGUGCAGCAGGCCGCGCCGCAGUACCAGGUGACAGCGACGCAGUACCAGCCAGGCCCCCAGCCCCAGUACCUGCCCCAGAAGUCGGAUUAUCCGCCCAGCACCCUGCCACAGUACUCCGCGCAGCAGUCGCAGCAGGCCUCCCGCCCCCCGCCCAUGCCCCUGCCCGCCACCCGGGCGGCGGCCACGGAGGCAGGGACGGGGGGCGGCCCCUCACCCGUCGCCGCCUACCGCCAGCUCCAGGCCAUCGCCCGCAGGGAGCUGCUCAAGGACGCCAAGGCCCUGGUGGCCCGCAUCGACAGCGUGGCCGCCUCGCGCUCCGGCGCACACAGCUCCUCUGCGACCAUGCGUGAGACGCUGGCGCUGAUGGAGGGUCCCGGCCUGCCGGACCCCGACAUCGACGGCGCGGCCGUGGAGGCGCUGCGCAAGCGCCUGGCGGACAUGAAGCAGUACCGCCUGGCGGCGGCCGUGGGCGACAUGGACCGCAGCGGCGGGCCCGUGGCCGCGCGCUGCGUGGCCUCCGCCCAGCGCGUCAGGGAGCGGACGGGGGCUGGCGGCGGCGGCAGCGUCGGGGGGGCCGGUGCAGGUACGAUCCGAGACGGCCUGCCUGUCGCCGCCGCCAUCGUCCGGGUGCCCGCCGGUGCGGGCCGGGUCUUCCGCGUCGUGGACGGGGCUGCCGGAGGGCAUGCGGGUGCGAUCCCCCCCGCCACGGAUGGUGCGGCGGCGAGCGGGGCAGAUGCGGCGACCACAGAGCCGGGCAUGGCGCCCGUCGCUCCCUCUCCCGACCCCGACCUCCGCUGGGCGGACACGCUGUGCGCGGAGGCGCAGGCGGCGGCGCGUGGCACGGCGCGGUUGCGUGUACUCGGCGCCGCCGCAAACGGGGCGGCGCUGGUCGCGUGCGAGCCCGCCGGCGAGGGCGCGGGGCGCUGGGCCACGCUGCGCCUGCGUUUGGAGCCGGGAGCGAGCUCCCCGCCCACGCCUCUGGACCAGCAGCCCGCCAUCAUGGCAUCGGCGGUGCUGACCCCCCUGGUCACCCGACUGCUCCGGAGUUUUAUUCGCAGCUCGGCGGAGAGCCGGGGCUCCACCCUGAAGGUCUCCUUCUCCUCGCGAGGCACCCUGCUCCUGCACAACCUGGAACUCGAUCUGGAUGCAUUGGUGCCGGGGCUGAGGGUGCACAAGGCCCUGGCUAGGGCCCUGGAGAUCACUAUACCCUGGGCGGGCCUGUCCUCCCAGCCCAUCCAGGUGGUGCUCACAGCUGUGGAUAUCGAGGUGGGGCCCGAGCCGGCCUCUGCUGAUGCAGGGCCUGAGACCAAGGCCCAGCAGACCAAUCUCGCCUCCCAGGCCCCCCAUGAGGGAGGGCGGGGUCCUGGAUGGCUGGGCGGGGCGCUGCAGGGCUGGCUGCUGCGCACGCUGUGCAACAUGCAGGUGACGCUGAAGCACGUCUCGCUGGCCUGGGUCGGCGCGGAUGGGGCGGUGGCGGCGCGCUGCGCUUUCCAGAGCCUGGAGUUCUAUACAGACCCCAGCCUCGUGGCCGACAUGGAGGUACCGGAGGCGUGGCUGGGAAAGUGCCUCAGCCUCACAAACCUGUCGUUCAGCAUGAGGGAGGCUAGCGGCGGCGUCCUGGGCCCCCUCUUGGUGCUUCCCCACGCAAGCCUGACCCUCAGCUCCCCCAUCAAUGCCUUCAUCGAGGACUGGGACGAGGAGCGAUGUGGCGACGACCCACUGCUGACUGAGCUGGUGCUGGAGCUCCAAGACCCCACCCUCAGCCUCACCGACGGGCAGCUGUGCACGCUGCGCACACUGUGCAGCGAAUGCGCCGCUGCCUUUGAGCCCCGGGGGGAAAGCGUGCUGGAGCGGGAGGAUUCACAGCCUCCUGCCAGGACUCUGUUGCGCGAGCAGAGUCUCAGCGACGGGAGUCGCGAGGAGAACCUGGGCCUGCCAGAUGCUGCCUCGGUGGGCUCCCUGGAGGCAGCGUCCAUCCUGGCAGCUUGGGCGCAGGUGGCCGCGCGCGUGGCAUCCCGGGUCAAGGCCUCGCUCACGAUGCAGGCCAUCCACGCGUGCUUUGGGGUAUCGGCGGUCCGCCCCGCAGCUGCAGCACAGCCGGCGCCAGCCCCUGCCCCGGGCGAUGUGGUGUUGCGCAUGGGCCAGGGGGGCGGCGCGGCGGCCGCGCAUCCCGACGGCACCGCCGGUCCUGUCUGGGACGAGGUCCUGGCACUCCGGCCGCCGCAAGGUUCAGAAAAUGAGAUCCGGGGCCAGCGGGGCGCGGCGGUGCGGGCCCACUUCCAGUCGCUGUCCGGGGACGGUGCGGCGCCGGCAGGGCGGGAGGCAUCCAAAGAGGCCCGGGGGACGAGCUUGACCCUGGAGGCGGGACGCCUGCUGCUGGCCGGCUCGCCCACCGCCCUCGCCGCCUUGGGCCGGGUCGCAGCGGCGCUGCGUGGAGAAGCCCCUGCGCCCAGCGGCGGCGGGGGUUGUGGUGCGAGGAGCGACGGGAAUGGAAGGGCUGACACUGCCCUGUCAGAUGAGUGGCCGGAUGCAGAGGUGCCGCGAGAUGCGGCGCAUGGCAACACCGCGAUCUGGCCAUGCACGGGUGGCAGCCUGGCCCUGUCCCAGGUGCAGCUCGUGUGGGGGCUCCCCGCCGCCUGGAUCCUGCUGGAGAGUAGCUGCCUGCAGGUCAACAUCGGCGGUGACGAAGACGCCGAUGGUAGACUUGGCGAUGCCCCCAGCCAAGCCGCCGCGAAAACCAACCUCAAGGCAGCUUCCUCCCAGCUGCCCGUCAUGCGCCUGGAGGUGCCCGUCACGCGGCUCUGCGUCGUGCCCAGACUGCGCGAGCCCUGCGCAGACUCGGCGGGGAGCGGCGCAGAGUCCCUGGACGCAUCCCCCAGCCUGCUGACCUCUGCGCUGGUGCUGGAGGCCUGCGUGAGGGGGAUGCACCUCGUCAGCGCCGCCACGUCGCCCCUGCUCCUGACUGCCAGCGCGGCCCAGCUGGCCGCUCUUGCCGGCAACCACCCAGACGAAGUAUACAUGGUCCCUGGCAAGAAUGUGUUGGCCGACGGCGCACAGCACACCACCACACAUUCUUUCCCGCUCUCGGUCUGGGACCGGCCCUGGCUCGAGACCCUGCAGCUGCAGCUGGACGCCGCGCGGCUCGAGGCCGUGGAGAGCGAUUCCAACACAGGUGCUGGGGCCCUAGGCUCCCUUCCUACGCAGCACAGGCUGCAGCUGCGGAGCGCAGGCAUCACGGCGACGCUGGCCGAGGGCCUGGGCGCGCUGGAGGCCCGCCUGAGCGGCGGCAUCGCCCUGGAGAUGCCCGGUCGGGCGCUGGCGGCGCCUGCUGCGGCGGAUGGGAGUAUCAGGGGCGAGGCGGGGGCCGGUGACGGAUCUGCCGCAGGACAAACAAGCGGGGCUUCCGGUGCAGGCAGCUCAUAUCAUGAGCCAGGGAGCACGUGGAGCGUGGCCGUCCCCGCUUCCAGCCUUGUGCUGUCGGGACCCCCGGGGAUUGAGGGUGGCACCCAGGCACAGCUGCUGACCCUUGGCCCGGGGCGCGUCCGCUGCAACCGCGACGGCGCCCUGGCCGUCGAGUCCUCCCUGCACCUGGGUCUUUUCGAACUGGAGCUGCAGCCCGAGGGCAGUGGGCUCCAGGGAGUGCGCCUGGCGGCGCAGGCCUGCUGCGUGGGUUGGGGCGCCGGCACCGAGGUCACCCUGGGCAGGCUGGCUGCCGACCUGGACCUGGGCGCCGCAGAACCGCACCGCGCCCUGCUGCGUGUCGCCGCCCACUCGUCCGGCGCGCCCGCGCUGCGCCUGCUCGCCAGCUCCGACUGGGAGCACAGCGGGCUGGGCGUGCACCUGGGCGGCGUGGACGUGGCGCUGACGCGCGCCGCGCUGACGGCGUGCCGGGGCUGGGCUGAGGCCCUCGCGCCGGUGGACGACCCCCCGCCCCUCCCGGCCUCGGCCUCGCACCUCCGCGUCUCCUGCGACAGGCUGGACCUCAGCCUCAGCACGACUGCAGGCUUUCAGGAGCAGGAGGGCGGGACGGAUGGCAGAUGCGAUGCCCUGCCCUCCAAACUCAACGCCUGCACCGUCCGGUUCCAGUCGGACAAGCUGGCGGUGACCCUGGUAUCCACCCCCGCCAGCGAGAACCGCCCCUGGAUGCCGGCGCACACCAGCGUAAGCCAGGCGGACGCCACGGUGCUCGCCUCCCAGCUGACCCUCUCGUACCCGGGAACACGACCUGGCCAGCGGCACAUGGCCCUGCUGCUGGCCCCCACCGACCUGCGGCUGGAGGCCGGGGUCUGGCCGCUCGGGCCCCGCGCCGUCCAAGUGCACGCCGGCGACCUCACCUGCGCCCUGUCGUGGCGGGACCUGGAGGUCCUGGCUUCGAUGGCAAGGGCCCUCGGGAGGGGUGGUGAGGGGGCCAUGGAAGCGGGGCGAAGCGGGGACGAGCCGGCCGGGGGAAGCGAAGACAUGGUGCCAUCGAAACGUGAUGGUGACCCGGCGGCCAGCGGCUCAGGCUCCUCGGCGGCCGACAGCUUGGACGAUCUGACGGCCGGGCAGGUUGCCGUGGCGGCCUGCGCCGGGCGCGAGAUCCUGCCCUCUCAGAUCCAGGGAUGGAGCGUGGAGAUGGAGGACGCCACAGCACAGCACCACCUCCUCUGGCGCUACCCCCGGCCGCGCCGCGUGGCCUGCCUCACCUUUCGGGCCCAGGCGUCGCACGUGGUGCACGCCGCCUUUGGCCUCACCGCCUACGACCCCGGGCUCCCCGCGCAAAGUGAGGAAAGCAAGAAUGCCAUCCCGCUCCGCCUGGAAGCCCUGGGUGACGACGACGGCUGCAGCUGGAGAAUAAUAGCCGCUCAACCAGCCCUGCCCGCCCAGUGCCACCAGCUGUGCUGGCGGGGCCCUCUCAGCCCGCAUGCCCUGCUCCCCUCCCUGCGCAUCAACCCGCUGGGCAUCGAUUCGGUGGAUCCACUGCCCCCGCUCAGCGCGCAGACGAGCCUCGCACUGCGAGCUGGCCGCCUGGCAGUGGCACUGCACGAGUACGGCCCGGAGGGGCGGCCUCCACUGACUUCCAUCUACGCCUCGGGCUUGGAGGCCGGCUGGCACGCCUUCCCCGACGGCGCCUGGGCGGCCAGGCUGGGCGGGGAGCCCGACGCCGCCCUCCCCCUGGACGUGUGCGAGCUGCCGCUGUCUUGCGAGGCGCCUCAGCAAGGGCGCACCAGCCUCCACGUCUCCGCCACCACCGCCCUGCGCGUCAACGCCUGGCAGUGGACGCCGUCGGCGCUGAGCCGGCUGUCGGGCCUGCGCCGCGCCCUCCCGCCGGCCCUGGUCCUGACCAACGCCACGCCCGUGGCUGUGGUGGUGCGGCAGGCGGGGGCCGAGGGUGCACAUUUACUGGGGAGCGGGGAGGAGGCGCCCUUCGCCUGGCCCCUGCCGCCCGCGGUGGUGCCGGGCGCCCGCCGCCGACUGCAGCUGGCCGCGGCAGGAGCGGCGUACCACAAGGGAGCCGCGCCCGCCCCUGGCCCUGAGACUGCCCGCUGGAGCGAGCCCGUCGAUACCGUCACCUGGACCCUGGUGGGCCUGCUGGAGGGCGGGGUCGCUGUCGAGCAGGCCGGCGCGGAGGCAGGGCGCGGCGGGCCCUGGCUGCGGAUCGACCCCGGGUCGUCCAGGGGCGCGAUCCUGACCCUGGGCGCCGCGGGGCCCUCGCCCAGCCUCCGGGUCUGGCUGGGGGGCGGGAGGAGGGAGGCGCUGGAUCUCACUGGGAGCGACGAUGGCGAGGACCGCGGAUCCCAGGUGCUCCUGCCGGACGCCAGGGUGCAGCCCCAGCCGCCCCCGCCCGAGCUGGCGGCCGCCUGCGCGCCCGUGGGAGCGCUGCUCGCCGGCGUGCGGUGCCGCGGGGGCGUGGGCGGCGUGACCCUGGCGGCCCCGGCCCGCCUGCGCAACGGCCUGGGAGUGCCCGUGCGAGUCCGCCCGGUGGGGGGGCCCAAAGGCCACCGCGGCGACGCGGUCCGUGUGCUUGACCCCGGCGCGAGCUGCGACCUGGCGGUGGUGCCGGUCGGCGGCGUCGCCUGCGUGGUCGAGAGUGCAGCCUCUGAUCCUCAGCCGCCGGGCGGCGCAGGACCGGGGUCGGCAGGGGGCGAGCAGGACCGGGGCGCGCCUGCGCUUGUCGCCACCCCCAGCCUGGCGCUCGUCUUCCCUCCGCUGCUGCCCAGCGCGGGCGGCCCGCAGCCUGUCGCGCCCAGCGGCUCGCCCCUGCGCACGCCGCCCUCGAUGGGCGGCUUUCGAUCUGGCGGCGCGACCCCGGCGUUCGUGCCCCCGCCCGGCUUUGCGGCGCGCGUGCACCUGGGGAGCACUCCCAGCUCCCCUCCAGCCCCCGCGCCAUGCCAGCUGGCCACGACCUGUGCCCCCGGCCCGCUGGGCGUGGCGGCGCUGGUGGUCACGCUGCUCCCCCGCUUCUUCCUGCACAACCUGCUGGGCGCCGAGGCCGCGGCCUGGGGCUGCGGCCUCGGGGAUGGCAGUGCUGCUGCUGCUGCGAGUGCCGGCAUCGUGAGACCAGGCGCCCCAUUCCUGCACCCCAGCGCCAGCGCCGUCCUCGCCUGCGACAGCGACGAUCCCCCGGAGUCCGACGCCCCCGCGCCGCCCCUCGGCGCCCUGCAGAUCGUCGUGAGGGGGCCGGGCGGCCUGGUCUGCCGCAGCGAAGCUGUGUCGCUGGCUGAAGCAGGUGGCGAGCGGAAGGGGCCCUGGACGCGGCGCCUGGUGCUGACGUCAGACACUGAUGGGGCGGGCGCGACGGCGCCCGCCCUGGAGCUGCACGUGCUGCUCAGUCUGUGGCGUGAGGACCACCACGGGGCAGCCGUGGUGUGGCACGCCAGCCUGGCGCCCGCCCUGCACGUGAGCAACGCAUCGGAGGAGGCGCUGGAGGUCCAGGCCGAGGGCGCCGUGGUCGAUUUCAGCGCAGGGGGAUCAGGCGACGGCCGGGCAGGCCCAUGGCAGCGAUGCUUGGCGCCGGGCGAGACGCAGGCCCUGCUGCUCGGCGCCCCGCGUACGCCCGGCGGGGGCGACGGGUUCUUCGGCCCGCGCCUGCGCUUCGCGCGCUCCGCCCCACACGGACCCCUCUGGGGCCCCGCCAUCUGCGCAUCUCAUGCCCUGGGCCGCCAGCGCAUGCACCUGCUCGGGGCCUGCGACGAGGCUGGCGGCGAGGGCGCCAGAGCGCCGCUGAUGGCCAGCUGGAGGGUGGUGGAGGUGGGGAACAGGAGCCACCUGAUCGUCUUCAGGGACCGCCAGCCGCCGGGUGUGCUGUGCAAUGCCACCUCUGAGACACUGGAGGUGGGCAUCUUCCUCGCUCCCUCGGAGUCGAAGGCAGGUCACUCUCGCCCUUCCCUGCCCCACACCGUUUUCCAGAUUCCGCCCGGGGAGGAAGUCGAGGCCGAGCUACUGCCUCACUGGCUGGCCCGGCCAGGGGAGCUCAGGGCUGGGUCCGGCCAGGGACCCCUGUCCCCAAGGCGCGAUGCUGCUGCCACCGGACCCAGCGGCACGGCCUGGGACGACAGCGAGGACGAGGACGCGUUUCUGGACUGCCUGCAGGCGAGGGCCGAGUCCGGGGACCCUUGGGCGCACCCGCUCCUGCUGCGCCCGGGCCGGCACGAGCUGGCGCGGGGCUUGACCGUCGACGUCGCCCGGCGCUGCGCGGGGCUGCGCGUCGCGUUUUGCAGCGCCCCGGCCUCCCUGCCUCCAAAGGCGCCGCCGUGCCAGCGUCUGCAUGCCGAUCUGGCGCUGGCCGGCCUGGAGCUCUGUCUGUGGGACGACGAGCGCGGUCUGCUGGCGCCCCCGCCGCGGCGCUGCGAGGGCGCCGACUCCCGUCACAGCGCCGGCCGGGAGGUCGCGGCGCUGGCGCUGCGCGGCCUGCGCCUGCGCGCUGACCUGGCGCCCUGCCUCCGCGGCGAGGGCGUGGAGGUGGCCGCCGACCUCGCCUGCCGCGCGCUGCAGCUGGACGCUUUGGCUGGUGAAGGACGGACCAUGCCCGUCCUGCGCACCGCGCCUGUGCGAAGUUUGACCCGCGCCUAUGACGCCGGGCGCGGCUCUGGAAAUCUUGGCGGCGGCACGGCCUCCGCCUCUCUCCGCGACGCGCCGUGGGCGCACAUCUGCGUCAGGCACGUGCCGGGCGCGCCACCGCUGGCCCCCAGCUUUCGCAACGCCUGGGUGCAGGACGCGCGCUUGGCGCUGCCGCCCCUGGCCGCCGCCGUCGACGACGGGGUGGUGGCCUUUGCGCGGCGCGUGCUGGGGUCGUUGGAGGCUGGUGAGGCCGAGCACGGCGACGCGAGUCUGGGGUUCGAGGACUCGACCACCCCGAUGUCGCCCAGCGGCGCCCUUCGUCGAGCCCUGACGGCCGAGGCGGCGGGGGCGGCGGCCAGCCGCCUCUACGUGGCGUCCUGCAUGGUGCAACCGAUCUCUGUCCUCCUGGACGUGCACCUGGCGGCGGGGACAGCUGGCAUCCCCGUGGCGUUGGACACGACGAGCGCCCCGCUUUCCUUCUCCGCCCUGGCGAUGCGCGACGCGCUCUUCCGGCCGCACGUGCUGGCUCGGGGCCUGGCGGCGCAUGCGCUGGCGGAGGCGCUGCUGGGCGCGCCGCGCAUGCUGGGCUCCUUGGCCCUGCUGCUCAACCCCGCGGGCCUUAUCGGCCAGCGACUGUGA